AUACUGUAAUUGACCAGCGCUCGGUCUGACGCGUUUCUGCUCCAUCCUCAAACACUGCAGUCAUGUCUGACUUCACGGAGGACCAGAUUUGUGAAUUUAAGGAGGCCUUCCUUCUGUUUGACCGAACAGGAGAUGGGAAGAUCAUGUACAAUCAGUGUGGGGAUGUGAUGCGAGCUCUCGGCCAGAACCCUGUCAAUGCUGAGGUCCUUAAAGUCCUGGGCAACCCCAGUAAUGAAGAUAUGAACAUGAAGAUGCUGGACUUUGAGCAGUUUCUGCCAAUGCUGCAGGCCAUUGCUAAGAACAAGGAUCAGGGCUCCUUUGAGGACUUUGUGGAGGGACUGCGGGUCUUUGACAAAGAGGGAAAUGGGACGGUGAUGGGUGCUGAGUUGCGACAUGUCCUCACUACACUAGGUGAGAAGAUGACAGAGGAAGAGGUGGAGACGCUCUUAGCAGGACACGAGGACGCUAACGGUUGCAUCAAUUAUGAAGCAUUUGUGCGCCACAUUAUGGCUGGUUGAGGAGAGGAACUCGUAAGGAUGGUCAUGAGCGGUUGAAGAAUUCAGACACAUUGAUUUUUGUCCGUUAUUUUCCCCCAUUCAUGUGAUUCUUCAUUUCCAUAUUUGCUUUUUUAAUUAUUUGUUCUUUAUUUUUUCCUUAAGUGCCUUUUAUCGUGUUUCUGGAGAAUUAUGGCUCAUUUCAUUUCAAAAACGUCAGUUGAUCUCCAAUUGGGUUUGCUCGAAUACCUUCCAUUCAGCCAUUGCAUUCAUUCCACCAAUCGCUGUACUCGUCCAUUAUUUGUCUUAAACUGUGAGGGCCCUUUUGAUCGUCUCCUAAUGUAUUUUUCUUUUUAAAUGAUCAUAUUGUCUAAUUGUUUGUGUCAUUUGACAUCCCUCUUUAUUGUCCGCUGUUCAUCAUAAUAAAUAUUCAGAUUGAA
Molecule: messenger RNA, 934 nt
Organism: Danio rerio (zebrafish)
Lineage: Eukaryota; Metazoa; Chordata; Actinopteri; Cypriniformes; Danionidae
Gene: myl6
Product: myosin, light chain 6, alkali, smooth muscle and non-muscle
Molecular function (GO): calcium ion binding
Source: RefSeq, marked provisional